Zingiber officinale is the source of this 366-nucleotide messenger RNA. RefSeq lists its product as uncharacterized. Bases 1 to 366 code for a protein of 121 amino acids. The transcript is spliced from 2 exons. The record is from RefSeq and is a predicted model, not a curated record. Lineage: Eukaryota; Viridiplantae; Streptophyta; Magnoliopsida; Zingiberales; Zingiberaceae.
AUGGCUUAUUCCCGUUCGCACUGCCGUUUCGGUGACCCCGACUUCACCCUCAGCCCCGGCACGCUGUACGACGUGCUCGGCGUCGCCGCUGCCACAUUGGGGCUCGAGAUCAUGGUGGCUUACUGGAGGCUCGCCGGCGCAUGCCACCCGAACGCGGUGGUCGCGGCGGACCGGCUGACGAGUUCAUGUGGAUCCACGCGGCCUACGAGACGCUCUCUGACUUGGACAAGAGCACCGAGUAUGAUCGAGGGGUCCUCGUCGCCGAUCGGAGAUGGAGGUCGUUCCAUUCUUCCUGAUCGUCGUAUUCCUUCUACGCCGGCCGACGCCAACCGCGGACGUGGGAGAUGGACCAGUGCUGGUAACUAA